Molecule: messenger RNA, 2148 nt
Organism: Anopheles darlingi
Lineage: Eukaryota; Metazoa; Arthropoda; Insecta; Diptera; Culicidae
Exons: 3
Coding region: 1-2148 (715 amino acids)
Biological process (GO): positive regulation of DNA-templated transcription
Cellular component (GO): nuclear body
Source: RefSeq, a predicted model, not a curated record
AUGCCUCCACCGCGCGGUACCGGUCUCCGGUUAAAUCUGGGAAGUAAUUUUCUAACGCAACGGAAAAUACAAGCCCGCCAGCGAUUGCGCCUAGCACGGCAUCAGCAGCAGCAGCAGCAACAACGAGCAUCCGGUUCCGGCACCGCUGGAGGUAGUGCGACACCUGCGGCGAGUGGGAAUCGACGCCCGAAGUACAACAUGUGGGUUUCGACGAACAAGGUGUUGAUUGGAUCGGUCGGUGGCCUCAAGAAAACCCACUGCCGCAAUCCAAACUUUGACUCGGAGGAAACCAAGCUGCUCAUCUCGCUCUGGGGUGACCCGCAGGUCCAGCGGACGCUCAUCACCACCCACAAGAAGCAUCCGGUCAUUGCGAAGCUGGCGGAGAAGAUGCGCGAGUACGGGUACAACCGGUCGACCGAGGAGAUCAAUACGCGCAUCAAGAAUCUCAAGUGUUUCUACAAUCGCAUCAAGAAGGACCUGGAAACGGGUGUCGCCACCGAAACGUCCUGGAAGCACUUCCAGGCCAUGGACGACAUAUUGACGCGGCCCGUCUUUGGUAACAAUCGGCGAGGAUCCGGUAGUGACGUCACCCCGGCCGAGCAAGUGGCCACAGGAGACCACCACCACCUGGUGGACUCGAUCGGGGUGAAGUUGGAGCUGGCAAGCGACGAGGAGAAGGAAUUGCGCGCGGUCGAGAUGCUGAUGCGGAACGCGGAACAGGUGGAACUGCGGGAACCGAAUUUGCUGAUACCGAAGGAUGAACCGAUGGAGAUGGAGGAAGAGGACGAUCCGAAUGAUCCGGACUUUGAGCAUGACGGCGGUAGUGAGACGGAUGAUGAAAGUUCCGGCAUGGAUGAGGCUGAUAAAAGUGAGCGAUCGACACGUUUCCGACGACGUACCAAAAGAGUCCACAAACCGAGUAGUAAAGCAGUUGCCGCAAAUGCCGCGGCCGCUGAAGGAGGUAGUGGAGAAGGACAGACAAGUGGUAAUCCAGCCAAUGCUAUGGCAAGAUCGUCCACCGCAACACUCCCAGCAGCAUCACCUGCCAGCACCACCAGCAAUACCCAGGCCGUACCGGUCCCGGGAACAAUCAAAAUCAUUAACUACAGUGGCGGCGCCAAAGUAAGCAUCUCCACCUCCACCAACAUGAGCGCCAGUACAGCGGCACCGGUAGUGACGGUAGCAGGUGCACCAACUCUCGGUGGAAUAACGACCCAGGCCGGAGGAGCCGCCGCAACCACGACAACCCAGAGCAAAAUAUCGCUUGUUCCGACAAACUUCCUGCUUAAGCCGCAGGCAUCGGGGAUGGGAUUCAAGCAACCGAUACAACUCUACACCAAACCAACGGUCACCAUCCAGGGAGCGAAACCACCGACCGGAUCAAGCCCCGCAAUACAACCGAUCGUCUCGGUGAGCAGUGGUCAUCCUACCAUUCAGCCAGCUGCCGGUGCGACACCCGGUACGACGACCGGACAACCGAUGAAGCUGUACCUGGUCAAUACGAUGCCAAAGGAUGGUUCGGCACCGAAGCAACAGCUGAUAGCACCACCGGGGGCCACAUCGCACCUCUACGGUGGUACCUCACCGGUGGCCAUCUCCAUGGCGAGCGGUAUUCCUGGUCUGCCGAAGAUCAGUAUCCAGCCCAAACCGCCGACGCUCAUGACGAAUGCUGCCGGCGGAUUGGCCAGUGCAACGUUGGCCGGUACGACGCGAAUUCUGCAAGCCAAACCGGCACCAGUCAGUGGUGUUGGUCCGGUGCGUGCUCCUCUCGGUAUGCCACCGAAAAUGGGUGGUUUCAAAGCGUUACUGAACCAGCUCGUUGGUCUUCAGCGGGAAAAUCUGACCAUCACCCGGACACGGUUAACGGCAGAAAAGGAGCGGUUAAGGAACGAAAAAUCCGUCGCCAACUCGGUGUUACAAGCGCUCGGUGAUCUAAACGACCUGCUAGUUGGCAUGAACGCGGAACUGGAAGCUGUCGGUGCGGUGGAAGGGAAGCCCGUGGACGGGAAGAGGUCACGCAUCCAGAUCACCGAUGUGCGGCACGAUCCGUCCCACCGUCGACCGUCGGUGAAUCCGGCGGACCAGCCAGGCAGUGGGGACGAGGAAAGCAUGAAAACCGAAAUAAUAAGUGACUCGGAGGAGGGCUAA